ACCGCAUACGUCGCGGCUCCAAAAGUCCCAAAGUUCCUCUCCUUCCGCAUUCGCCACACUACCCGGCAGCGCCUUCAUGGCUCGCGAAACAACGAAGGUCUCCCUUCGUCUCCCCUCCAUAUUUCUUCUCCUAACCCUAGCCGUUCUCCUCCUAUUCUCAUCAUCCACCCUUUUCUUCCCUCCCGCCUCCUCCAAGACAUCUCCACCGCUCCGCCGCCACUCCAAUCAUUUAUGCAGCAACCGAGCCGCCGACCUUACACGAGGUUUCUGGACCCACGAUUCCCGAUACAAAAAUCACAGCCGUCCACUCUACGACGCUUCGUGUUCUUUUCAUCGCAAUGCAUGGAACUGUCUCCGCAACGCGAGGGAGAACAUGGAGGCGAUUAACUCCUGGGUAUGGAUUCCUGAAGGAUGCGGUGGCUUGCCGUUGCCGCGGAUCGAUCCUGCGGCAUUCCUUGCUGCCAUGAGGGGGCGGCGGAUUGGGUUUGUUGGAGAUUCGCUGAAUGAGAAUUUUGUUGUGGCGUUCCUUUGCGCGCUGGGAUCAGUUGAUUCAGGUGCGCGGAAGUGGAAAAGGAAAGGGGCGUGGAGGGGCGGCUACUUCCCUAAGUUUGAUUUCACUGUGGCUUACCACCGGGCCGUGCUGCUUGCUAAGUACACGUGGCAACCUGUGGAGCAAUUGGACCUUCCCAAUAAAGAUGGUUUGAAAGGAUUCUACAAGGUAGAUGUUGAUAUUCCGGCUGAUGAUUGGGCAAAUAUAAGCCAGUUCUAUGAUGUCUUAGUAUUCAACACCGGACACUGGUAA
Dendrobium catenatum is the source of this 802-nucleotide messenger RNA. Its product is annotated as protein trichome birefringence-like 12. Bases 77 to 802 code for a protein of 241 amino acids. Gene Ontology annotation, molecular function: O-acetyltransferase activity. The transcript has 2 exons. Gene Ontology annotation, cellular component: Golgi apparatus. Lineage: Eukaryota; Viridiplantae; Streptophyta; Magnoliopsida; Asparagales; Orchidaceae. The record is from RefSeq and is a predicted model, not a curated record.